Molecule: messenger RNA, 1032 nt
Organism: Cornus florida
Lineage: Eukaryota; Viridiplantae; Streptophyta; Magnoliopsida; Cornales; Cornaceae
Exons: 3
Source: RefSeq, a predicted model, not a curated record
UGUAUUGAUUACAGAGAACUGAACAAGGUCACUAUUCGCAACAAGUACCCGUUGCCCAGAAUUGAUGACCUGUUUGAUCAGUUGAAGGGAGCUACUUACUUCUCAAAGAUCGAUUUGAGGUCUGGUUAUCAUCAGCUACGAGUCAGAGAACAAGAUGUUCCAAAGACAGCAUUUCUCACGAGGUACGGAUCUUAUGAGUUUCGUAUUAUGCCUUUCGGUUUAACGAACGCUCCAGCUGUCUUUAUGGACUUGAUGAAUAGAGUAUUCAGAGAAUACUUAGAUCAGUUUGUCAUUGUUUUCAUUGAUGAUAUUCUGGUUUACUCUAAGUCGGAGAAGGACCAUGCCAGACAUUUACGCACAGUAUUGCAGACACUUCGAGAACAUCAGUUGUUUGCGAAGUUUGAGAAGUGUGAACCUGAUCAACUUAUGCGUGAAAAAUGUGGGGGGUGUUACAGGUUGUGCAAGGUUGUUACGAAUACAAAUAAGUAUAAAAAGUAUGGAUGUAAGCAUUUUGACAAGAUGUCGACUAUAUUUGGGAACACAUAUGCAAAAGGGAUGCAUGCCCACCCAUCCACUACAGCACCACCCACAAUCAUUUUGCCCACUCCCAAUGAUGACGAUGAUGAGGAAAAGGGUUAUGAGGUCAGUCCCCCACCUUUACGUAAAGGUAAGAAAGCCAAAAGAGAUGCUUUAUCUCCUGGUAUAGCUGCACUCUUGUCAAACAUGAAUGAGAAUUUUGAGAGGAGAGCUGAGAAAAUGGAAGCUGCAAUAGAGAAAGCAGCUAAAGCAUCUUCUACUUCUACUCAUGUAUCUUCAUGUGAGAAAGGAGAUGAUGAAGCUCUCUCUCCCUCAAAAAAUGAUAGAGAUUAUGAAAUGUUUGAUGCCUCCACGCUCCUUUUACAAAAAAUACCUGGAAUUGAGAUGGCCCAAUUCGCUAAGGUAUCGAAGUUAUUACAUGAUUCUGAGAAGUGGCAGAAAUUUUUUCUUUCGGCACCUGAGGAUGUAAGAAUUGGUUGGGCAUUGAAUGUUUGA